AUGGCCGAGUGGCGCUUGAGGGCCCCCGGAGCCCCUCAACUCGUGUCCCGUCAAGGCCGUUCUUGGAAGGCAUCGAGGGCUAGGUAUCUGGUACAAGAGAGUGUUCGGUACUGGACGCCAGAAACCUCCGCCAGAACUCGGUUGCGCUUGAGAAUACGCAAUCCUCUGGUUUCACCUCAUAAAUCUCGCCGCUCAACCUCUACUUGUCGUGGGCUGUACGACUCGCUGCGCCGCUCACUAAUCCCACCCAUCGUAUUCGGUUCGAUUGUUCUCGUUAUUUCCUUAAGGUACCUUAUUCAGCAGCGCUGCGAGAACCCUCAGUUGACUGCAGUGUCUGAAGGCAUUCCGGGAUCAUAUUCUGCCCCUCUUUGCAGCUCAUCAACACCCCUCAUUACCCCUCAUCACUCCAUGACCUUCCCCAUCAGUGAGGCAAAGGCAGCUGGCAUCGUCAGCCUCACUGACAACGCAACUCUUGCGCAACGGAACAGUGAGGCACAGCCAAGAAUCGUGACGCAUCAUCACCCGUUCGCCAAGCACCCGUUCGCCGCUCCAUUGUGCUUCGGAUCCUCAACCCCUCUUGUUGCGCCCGACGACGCCUCCCGCACCCAGUCCGAGUGCCGUUCCCCCGGAUACCCCAUUGUCAGUGCUCACUCGCUGUUUCUCACAAGGUCUUAUCGUCCCAUCCCGACUUCGCUCCCGCCGGGCCCGACCAUGCAUAGGCGAUCGAUGGCUACUGCGACCCAGCUCCGUUCUGUCGGCUCGCACGGCGCCCGCUCUUUGGCGCUCGACCUUUGCCCCGCGAAUCCUCAACCUCCGCUUCAGGUUUGCCCCGCAAGCUGGUAG
Messenger RNA from Colletotrichum abscissum, 843 nucleotides. RefSeq lists its product as uncharacterized. The transcript has 5 exons. Lineage: Eukaryota; Fungi; Ascomycota; Sordariomycetes; Glomerellales; Glomerellaceae. Bases 1 to 843 code for a protein of 280 amino acids. The record is from RefSeq and is a predicted model, not a curated record.